AGUUACAGCAUAUCAGAUAUCUAAUGCUCCUUCAUCUGAUGCACUUACUGCUGUUGGGGUUGUUGUCCCGUUAGCAGUUGUUAUCGUCAUUGUUGUUUUGGUCAUUUUACUUAUACGAUUUAAAAGAAAAUCUUCAGAGACGUCAACUAAAAGGAAAGAUGUUUUAAACAUGAAGCAUAUUUCUAUUGUGGAAAAAGUAAACAGAGAAUCCUCACCAGAACACAACUACAUAAAUGAUGUAGACUCUAUUCAUAACUCAAAAGACAAUGAUGAUGCAAAUGAGACUGCCAAGAGAGGCCCCCCGACGAAUAAAUGUAUACCAGUAAACAAUUUACAGGCCAUCAUAUCUAAAAUGUCUGCCAUAGAGGAUGCUGGCUUUCAAUAUGAAUAUCAGGAUAUCCCAAAAGGCGAACUUCAUCCAUGUGAGGAAGCCAAUCGACCCGAAAAUAAACCUAAAAAUAGAUACAAAACGACGUUUCCAUAUGACCAUUCCCGAGUUGUAUUGAACACUUCAUCUCCCAGUGAAGGGGAUUACAUUAAUGCUAAUUAUAUAGAGGAUGUUCAGGGAAAACGCUCGUACAUUGCCACGCAAGGUCCUAAGCCAAAGACGAUUGCUGAUUUUUGGAAAAUGGUUUGGCAGGAGGACGUAUCAAUUAUUGUUUGUCUGACCAAUCUCAAAGAAGGGGCAAAGAACAAGUGCAACCAGUACUGGCCAAACAUUAACGACAAACUACAGAGUGGAGGUUUUAAUAUCAGAAACAUGGAAGAAAAGGUGUAUGCCAAUUAUACUAAAAGACACUUCAAGGUCUACAAACAUUUGGAGCAAAAGGAUAGAGGGGUGGUGAUGUUUCACUACACAAGAUGGCCGGACCAUGGAGUUCCUGAUCCACUCAGUCUCGUCGUAUUCCAUCGUCACGUGAUGAGAAUGUCUUCUAAAUACCCAGGAAAAUACAUUGCUGUACACUGCAGUGCUGGCAUCGGUAGAACAGGAACAUACAUAGCUUUAGACGCCCUCUAUCGGGAAGGGGAGAGAAAUGGUAAAAUCAAUGUACCGAUGUACGUCAGGACCAUGAGAAAAGACAGAAUGAACAUGAUACAAGGCGAGGAACAAUACAAGACUGUCUAUUUGGUACUUUACGAAUCGUUUGUGGGGAAAUCAAGAUGCAUCGCAACGGAGGAAAUUUUACAAGGAAAUCAACAUAAGUCUUGUUACACCAAUUGUGGAGAAGUUACAUCAAACCCUCUGUCUUCAGACUUUAAGGAGUUGCUGUCUCUUAGGAAAACUUAUACAGAUGUGGAGCAUGACUCCGGACGUACUAAUAUAGAAGCCAACUACACAAAGGACGUCCUUCCUGUGGAAGAAUUCAUGUGCCGGUUAACAUAUACAAAAGGGAGAUCAACAUAUUACAACGCUGUAUUUCUCCAGUCUUACAAAGAACACGAUAGCCUUAUCAGUGCCCAGUAUCCACUAAAAGACUACACUGAAGACUUCCUAAGACUGGUGAAGGAUAUGAAUGUCAGUGUGGUUGUCUUCCUUUGUCCAUUAUCUGAUUUGGAAUCCUCUUCUCUUUGGUUCCCAUCCAAAAACAUGGAGAAAACUGUUGGAAGUUUCACAAUAAAGCUAACUUCUUGUGAAGAUUCGGCGAAUGUUUCCAAAACAAAUAUACUUAUUAAACCAAAGGGAUCAAGUUCAAUGAGGGUAACUGUGCUAGAAUGCCAAAAAUGGAAAGAAGGACAAUCUAUCGCAGACAAAAGAGACUUAGUGGACAUUGUCAAGGCGGCAAAAAGUGAAAACUUUGAUCAUGGAAACAGACUUCUCAUACUCUCCAGUGAUGGUGCCACACGUUGUGGAGCAUUCUGUGUGGUGUAUAGCGCUCUGGAACAACUCUCAAUGGAUCAGGAAGUUGAUAUCUUCACCAUCACACGUCAACUUCAGAUCCGUAGACCGGAGUUUGUGUCUACCUUGGAGGAAUAUCAGCUUUGUCAUGAGGCUAUAGCAGAAUAUUUGAGAAAUGAUAGUGUAUACGCAAAUUUUUAGUCUAAGGGAGAUUACCCUCACAAGUCAUUACAACGUUUUCCAAAGUCAAUAUACUGUUUUUCGUUUUAUUUGUGAUUUAAUGUGUUUUGUGUCCCAUGCAGACUGCAGUACUAAGGGAUUACUUUACCCGGCGUCUGUCUGUCACACCCUAUAUCUCGAGAACUGUAAAAGGUGUGGAUUUGAUAUUUUGCAUGUAAUUGCUUGGCACUAUGACUAUGGUUACCGAUCUCUAGACUCUUGACCUUAACCUUUGACUUAAUUUUCUAAAUACAUGUAAUUCACAGUGCCGAUUAACAGCAUAUUUUUGACA
Messenger RNA from Saccostrea echinata, 2348 nucleotides. RefSeq names its product receptor-type tyrosine-protein phosphatase alpha-like. The record is from RefSeq and is a predicted model, not a curated record. Gene Ontology annotation, molecular function: protein tyrosine phosphatase activity. The coding region runs from base 170 to 2038 and encodes 622 amino acids. The transcript is spliced from 18 exons. Lineage: Eukaryota; Metazoa; Mollusca; Bivalvia; Ostreida; Ostreidae. Gene Ontology annotation, biological process: protein dephosphorylation.